This is a messenger RNA of Racocetra fulgida, 215 nucleotides long. NCBI's taxonomy places the organism in Eukaryota, Fungi, Glomeromycota, Glomeromycetes, Diversisporales, Gigasporaceae. The record is from the annotation of a GenBank genome assembly.
CUAUUCCAGCAGCAGCAGGCAUAGUAGUUGAAGUAGUAAUACUAGAUGUGGUGAUUGCUGUAAUAGUAGAAAUAGUGGUUGCUGUGGUGAUAAUAGGCAUGGUUGCUGCUAUAGUAUUAAUAAGCAUAGUAGCUACAUUAGAAAUAAUAGGUAUGGUAGCUGUAGCAGUAGUAGCUGCUGUAGUUGUCAUUGCUCUAGUAGUAGUUGGUAAAGUG